This is a messenger RNA of Polychytrium aggregatum, 2076 nucleotides long. RefSeq lists its product as uncharacterized. Gene Ontology annotation, molecular function: MAP kinase scaffold activity. The transcript is spliced from 12 exons. The record is from RefSeq and is a predicted model, not a curated record. NCBI's taxonomy places the organism in Eukaryota, Fungi, Chytridiomycota, Chytridiomycetes, Polychytriales. The coding region runs from base 1 to 2076 and encodes 691 amino acids.
AUGGCUCGAGAAGACGAGGAGGCCUACACCCAGUACAUCGCCUUGCGGCAGUGUCUGGCUGACACGCUGCAGUCCCUCAUUGACGACGGCACCCUCGAAGACAAGAUCCGCCAGUCCCAAACAAAAUCCAAGCUGGGCCGCCUCUCCAACUGGAACAUCAUCGACCUCGCCCUGGACGUCACGGAUGAGAUUGCCCGGCGCAACGACAAGAGCAACGUGCCCUUCCUCCCCGUCCGAUCCGAUUUCCACCAGAAGCGCAACCAGGCUCGCCAGAAACUCGCUACUCUGGCCUUCUCGCGGUGUAUGGAUCUGGCUCUCGACAUUUGCUUCGAGAUUGAGAAGCGCUAUGACCACUUCAUCGACAAGUACGAGCGGGAAUACGAAAGCACCAACCAAUCUCUGAGCCGGCGGACAUCCAAGAACCCAUAUGACGAACCCCAUACUCCUCUCGAUAACCUGAUCAGCGAUCUUGAAAAAACUAAAUCAUCUGGCGGAAAAUCGAUGGACGAUUCGUCCCGUGCCAAGGAAGACAACAGCCAGCAGGUCGAGCAGCUCAAAAGCGAGCUCAGUGCCCUUGAAAAAGAGAAAAAGGCCCAGAUUACCGAGCUUGAAGUCCGACUCAAGAAGGAGCAAGACGCCAUGACAGCCUUGCAAAAGCUGUACGAUCAGCUGCAGGAGAAGCACGAUCGGCUGAACGAAGACUACCGCACGCUUCGGGACGACUUUGACAAGCAGAAGGAGAUUGGCGAUGAUAUCCGCGCCGAGGUUGCAUCUCUGCUGGAAGAGAUCAAGUCUCUCACGGCCAAGUAUCAGGAUCUGGAGCAGACACACAAACGGGAUGAAGAUCUGAUCCGCGACCUUACAGACGAGAAUCGCCGCCUCGAAGGCCAGCUCGCCGAUGUGUCGGUCUCGGCUACGCCCAAGACCCCACGCGACCGGUCUCGCGAUCCUCGUGAUCCUGUUCAGCGCGACCGAUCCCGAACCCGCAGUCGCUUGAUGCGCUCGCGGUCCCGGGGUCCGUUGAGCCCUGCUUCCGAGUUCAAGGAAAUGGAUACCAACGAUUACAGCGCCGAAUACAAUGCCAUGGAUCGUUCCAAGUUGGGUGCAUUCCAUGCAGCGACCGAUGAUCUGCUGAAGGCCGCCAGAAGCGACGUACCCACCAGCGUGCUGGUUCCCAUGAAGGCAAUUGUGCUGGCCUGCAAGCGUAUCAACGAAGACACCGAGUCGUUUGAGGACAACCAUGGCCGCCAGCUUUCGGUCAGCGACCAGGACUAUCUUCAGACCCUCAAGAGCAAUCUGUCGUCUGCCCUGACCUCGCUCAUGACUGCCGCCAAGAACCACGCCACCAGCUACGGAUCCGGAUCCGGUAAUACCUCCGCCAACCUGGAACAAGCGACCAACGGUCUCACCUCUGCCGUCUUGGACCUCUCCAAGUUCACGCGGAGCAAGAAGGAGACCUCGUCAUACUCGAGCUACUCACAGCACGGUACAUCGUCCCCAAUCGAGCGCGGAGAUCGAGACCGUGAUCGUGAUCGUGAUCGUGAUCGUGAUCGUGAUCGUGACCGUGAUCGUGAUCGCGAGGGCCGAGACCGCGACCGCUCCGAGACUCGCGAGAACGCCCGACCGGGCCGUCUGUCGGGUCGCCAGUCGAUCCGUCGUGACCGACCCAAGAGCAUGGACAUCAACGAGCUCAAGUCUUUCCUGGAGCAGCAGACCGACUCGAUCGUAUCUGCGAUCCAAACCCUGCUCUAUGCCAUGCGCCAGCCCGACUCCUCCAACCAAGAGUUCAAGGACACGGUCGAUGGCAUCACCCUUAUCGUCGAGAACCUGGUCAAGGUCUCCCGACAGACGCUCUCCAAGCCCUCGCCCACCUCGCGCAAGCUCGGCGAGCGCGGCAAUCAGAUCCUGACCGACCUUGCCGAGGCCAACGUCAAGCUCAUGGACCUGGGUCAGACCAUGAUGAGCCAGGCAAGCAGCAACACCGAAAAGGCGAACAAGGCGAUGAAGCAAAAGCUGGCCUCCUCCUCAUACGAUAUUGCAAAGUUCGUGAAGGAGCUCAUCGGCCUGAUUGACUAA